Cydia strobilella is the source of this 1703-nucleotide messenger RNA. RefSeq names its product serine/threonine-protein kinase ICK. Gene Ontology annotation, biological process: intracellular signal transduction; intraciliary transport; cilium assembly. Gene Ontology annotation, molecular function: ATP binding; protein serine/threonine kinase activity. Gene Ontology annotation, cellular component: cytoplasm; nucleus; cilium. Bases 390 to 1679 code for a protein of 429 amino acids. The record is from RefSeq and is a predicted model, not a curated record. The transcript has 11 exons. NCBI's taxonomy places the organism in Eukaryota, Metazoa, Arthropoda, Insecta, Lepidoptera, Tortricidae.
AGUGUGUUGGCCGUUACCAUGGUUACGGAUUAUUAUGGAUGACACAAAUAAAGUCUCAAUAUUGUUCGUUGUGACGUGUCGAAAUUAGAUCAAAGUUUAUUUUGAGUGUCUUCCUAAUUAAACUACCUUUUAAAGUAGUUCACACGCGAAUGUUCCAUUUUGUGUUGUUAGAAAUUACUAUAAACUAAAUGUAAACAGAACUGAAACGGAAAACUUUAGAUCGAAGUCGUCAGCUAUAUUUCAGUGAAGUUUAAGUUGUUCUAUCAAUUUGUCCUAUUUAUUAUAGUUUUUACUUACAAUUAAUUGUAUGAAACAGAAAACUAUGUCAAGAAGAUAAUAGGAAGAAGUUAAGAGGGGCAGGAAUGCACGGUGGAUGAGGUUGGUAAAUAAUGAACCGGUACGUGGUGCUGCAGCAGCUGGGAGACGGCACGUACGGGAACGUUGCGCUCGCUCGGCGCCGGGACUCGGGCGAAUAUGUCGCUAUCAAGCGCAUGAAACGCAAGUACUACUCGUGGGAGGAGGCCAUGGGCUUGCGAGAGGUCAAGGCACUGAAGAAACUGUCACACGCCAACAUAGUGAAGCUUCGUGAAGUUAUUCGUGAAGACGACACGCUGUACUUCGUGUUUGAGCAUCUCCGAGGGAACUUAUACCAGUUGCUUCGCGAGCAACCGCCUCGUGAGCCCGCGCUGCGAAAUGUCCUUUUACAGGUACUCCGUGGUCUAGCCCACAUGCACCGCCACGGCUUCUUCCACCGCGACCUCAAGCCGGAGAACUUGCUCUGCAGCGGUCCGGAACUGGUCAAGAUCGCAGACCUAGGGCUGGCGCGGGAGGUGCGCUCCCGUCCGCCGUAUACUCAGUACGUUUCUACGCGCUGGUACCGCGCGCCUGAGGUACUGCUGCGAGAUCCAGCGUACGGCGCCCCCGUGGAUCUGUGGGCCGUGGGUUGUAUAGCGGCGGAGCUCCAUACGGCGCGCCCACUGUUCCCUGGAGCGUCUGAGAUCGACCAGUUGUACAAAAUCGCGGGCGUGCUAGGCGCCCCGACGCGCGCGUCGUGGCCAGAAGGGCUGGCGCUAGCGGAGGCGCUCCGCUUCCGCUUCCCGGCGACCGCGGCCGUGCCGCUGUCGCGGGUCGUGCCCGGCGCCGCGCCGCCCGCGCUGGCGCUGCUGGCCGCGCUGCUGCGCUACCCGCCCCGCGAGCGGCCCACGGCGCAGCAGGCGUUGCGGUUUCCAUAUUUUGCAGUAGGAACUGAACUCGGCGUACCGCCGCCACUGUCUCGCGCAAGAAGGAGUAGUGUGCGCGUGGAGAUGGAGCCAUCGCCCGCCGUCGCCCCCGCCCCCGCUCCCGCGCCUGCGCCCGCGCUGGCGCCGCCGCGGGAUCAUUUUGCCGACAUUUUGGGAGGCGAGGUGGUGCACUCGACGCGCGUGGAGGAGUCCCUGCGGCGCGCUGACACGGCGGCGCGCGGGCGCAGCGUGCUGGCGCCGCCCGCCCCCGCCCCCCCCGCGCCGCAGCCGCGCGCGCUCGGCGCCGCCGCCGCGUAUCUCGGCGCGGCGCGGUACGUGGCCGGCGCGAGGAUUGACACUUCGCUGUUCCAUCCGCUCGCUAUGCGUUCACACCACGAGACAGCGACGGUGGGCAGCGGCGCGCCGCGCGUGGACUGGGCCGCCAAGUACCUGCGCUGACCCCCGCCCCGCCCCGCCCCGCCC